AUGGAUAAUGACAAGCUUUUCUCUUCCUGUCUUCCAGCUCUUGAUCCUUGCUCUGCCUACAUUAGUCUGAAUGAACCUUGGAGGAACACAGAUUUCCAGGUCAACGAUUCUACCGACCAGCCUGAAUGUGACAGUCAUGUGGACGGGGAAUGGUAUCGCUUUACGGGGAUGGCCGGAGAUGCCAUGCCUACCUUCUGCAUUCCCGAGAACCACUGUGGCACCCAUGCCCCAAUCUGGCUAAACGGCAGCCAUCCUCAAGAAUCAGAGGGCAUUGUCCAAAGGCAGACCUGUGCAACUUUCAAUGAAAACUGCUGCUUCUGGAAUUCGACGGUUGAAAUCAAGGCAUGUCCCGGAGGCUAUUACGUCUACCACUUAGCCAAGCCCAGUGUCUGCUACCAUGCUUACUGUGGACAUUUCUAUGACAUUUGCGAUGUGGUGGAUUGUCGAGGUUCCUGUCUGGACACUGGAGAUUGCGUUUGUUCCUUGGGGACAAUUAUGGGGCCAGAUGGACAGACUUGUCUUGAAAUUGAAGGGUGUCACAACAGCAAUGGAGGCUGCAGCCAUAGAUGCAACAUGCUGGAAACCAGUUAUCUGUGUGAAUGCCCUCGAGGUCUUGUUUUGUCAGAGGAUAACCACACCUGCCAAGUUCCGGUGAUAUGUAAAUCUACAUCUAUAGAAGUGAAUAUUCCCAAGGAUCUCGUUGGGGGAAUGGACCUCUCGCUUACCAAUGGCUCCUGCAAAGGGGUAUCCAAUGGCACGCAUGUCAACCUCAUCUUCUCUCUCAAAACCUGUGGAACAUCUAUAGAA
This is a messenger RNA of Thamnophis sirtalis, 807 nucleotides long. The record is from RefSeq and is a predicted model, not a curated record. Lineage: Eukaryota; Metazoa; Chordata; Lepidosauria; Squamata; Natricidae.